This is a messenger RNA of Nannospalax galili (Upper Galilee mountains blind mole rat), 5822 nucleotides long. RefSeq names its product zinc finger protein 185 with LIM domain (gene Znf185). The coding region runs from base 532 to 2490 and encodes 652 amino acids. The transcript has 23 exons. The record is from RefSeq and is a predicted model, not a curated record. NCBI's taxonomy places the organism in Eukaryota, Metazoa, Chordata, Mammalia, Rodentia, Spalacidae.
CUCUGGCGGGAGAAUGUGCGGAAUGUGCCAGGCGCAUCUACCUACCCCAGGAGAGGGCAGAGGAAGGAGGCCGGCCGAGGGGAGGGGCGAGGGGCGAGGCUCCAGGCAGCCGGAGAAAACCUGUUUGUUCUUCUGUGGACGGACAGAGACCAGUCCGCGCCUCCUCGCCGCCCCGCGCUCCCCGCUGCGCCCCGCGCUCCGCGCCUGCUGACACGGCCGGGCAGGUCCGGCGCUGCCCACCCGAGGAGCCCGCGCAGCGCAAUCCUACCCUCCGCCCACCCCACAAGCCGGCCACCUGUGCCAGAUUUACUGUCCCACUGAAAAAGGAAUUGGACUUCUGAAACAUACCCAGGCCUGAGGGAAUACCCAGAGCUGAUGCAGGUGCAUCAGCCCCGCUCCUGUUCUGGGGUGUGUCCUUGCCCCUUUGGCUGGGGAGUUGCCAGUGGCCCCUGAUUUUUCAGGAAACUUCGAGGCAACAUGACAAUCAGAACCCACUGAAUCUCCAAACAAGUAGCUUGAAAAGCAAUCAGCAUGAGUAUCUCAGCUCUAGGAAGUAGCAUCAAAGGUAAACCUCUGCCCCCCGGUGAGGAGGAGCGCAACAAUGUCCUGAAGCAGAUGAAAGUACGAACCACACUGAAGGGCGACAAGAGCUGGAUCAUCAAGCAGGAUGAAUCCGAGGCUCGCACCACAGAGCUGCCCUCGUGCCGGAACCGUGCCACGUCCUUUUCAUCGGUUGGCGAGGUCUCAAAAGCCAGGCUUCCAAGCACAAAAGCUCCCGCUGGCUAUAUCAUCCGGGGAGUGUUCACCAAGACGAUAGACAGCUCAUCCCAGUCGCAGCAGCACUUCUCCAAGACCAAUGGAGCUCCAAAAGGUACUGCUGGGUUGCUGGGAGCAGUGAACUCUGGUCUUCCUCGCUCCUCGUCCUCUGGCUACAGGAUGACUACGGAGGAUUACAAGAAGCUGGCACCCUAUAAUACCAGGCGCAGCUCUACGUCAGGGACUGAGGAAGAGGAGGUGCCCUUCUCUUCAGAUGAGCAGAAACGGAGGUCAGAGGCUGCAAGCAGUGUGCUCAGGAAGACAGCCCCGCGAGAGCACUCCUAUGUCUUGUCAGCAGCUAAAAAGAGUGCUUGCAGUCCUACCCAGGAGCCACAGGCCUCAUUUAUUGCAAAGAGGGUUGAUGUUGUAGAUGAGGAGGUGCCUUCUGAGAGCAACCAGGAGCCGCCUGCUCUGGCAAGAUCUGAGAGCAACCAGGAGCCGCCUGCUCUGGCAAGACCAUCUCCUAGCUCGAGCAGCUUGAGAACUGAGGAGACUGUCUGCCUGCAGAUCACAACUCCCAGAGCCGGACUCCGCCUGGUGGCCCCAGACCUGGAAGCCAUGAGGUCUUCCUCAGGACACAAAGACAAGGAGGAUCCCUGCUCCAGAGAGCUCGAGAGCGAGUCCGCUGGUGAGGACAACAUCAAGAGUGCCAAGAGAGACUCCGAAAGUAUCAGGUCAACUACACAGUUGAAUGAUGGCAACCUUGGAUCUGAAACCACAGGGUCUCCACCAGAAUGUUUGGCUGCUGUGGACAUCGGCUCAGAGGGAAAAGGCUCCAGUAACACCCUGGAUUUUGCUGUCCUGGUUGAAAACAAGGAAAGUGCGGCAAACCUGAAAGAUGCAAAUGCAGACUCCGAUGGCACCUCAGCUGCUUGCGGCAAGAAACCUGAAGUCCCAAGAGGUGACAAAGAUGACCUAGCUGCAGCCACGCAACAACCUGAAGAUCCCAGCACCCCAGGGGAGCAGAGAAGACCUGAGGAGCUCAUUCAAGUGGAGGGCUGUAUCAGCACCACCUCAGCUGGUUGUAAGGAGAACAAUGUGGCCCUGGAGAUAAUCAAAGCCUGGCAGGAGACCCCUGGAGCCCCUGAAGGUGGCCAGGGAGACCCAGGCAUAACCUGUGAGAAACCUAUAGAUCCCAGCACUCCAGAGCAGCAGACCACCACCGGCGGAUCUGAGCACUUCACGGACCCGGAGGGCUGUACCAGCAGGGUGAAAGGCCCCUCCAGCUGCAUGGUCACUGUUACCGUUGCUGCCGCCUCUGAACAGUCUCACGUUUAUAUUCCAGCCCCGUCAAGUGAACUGGACUCCAACUCAACCACCAGAGGGAUUGUCUUCGUGAAGGAGUACAUGAAUGCUAGUGACGUGUCUUCCGGGAAGUCAGCGUCUUCACGCUGUGGCAGUACCAGAAGCACCGAAGACUCAUUUGACAUGGAGAAGAAAUCCCCAUAUGAAGGCACUCUGCCCUCUGAGAGAAUAACUGAAGGAGUCUGCACUUACUGCAGUCGUGAGAUUCGAGAUUGUCCAAAGAUAACCCUUGAACACCUUGGCAUCUGCUGCCAUGAGCAUUGCUUUAAGUGUGGGAUUUGCAGUAAGCCGAUGGGUGAUCUCCUGGAUCAGAUCUUCAUUCACCGAGACACCAUCCACUGUGGGAAAUGCUAUGAGAAGCUCUUCUAGGUGGGUGCAGGUGCUGGAAGCGCAUAGGACUAACAGAGAAGAGCCCCAUUAAGCUUACUGAAUAAGAUAAAAUUUGUCCUGCUCUGACCUGGGCUUCGCCUCAGGGUCCUGCUAUUUCUCUUGGUCUUGUUUUUUCAGCAGAGUCCUCUAGUCCUUGGAUGCCAUUGGGCCUGUUUUGUGACUGGAAGUAAAUAUGUAGAAAGGGAACAGGCCUGGAGAAACACCUAGUUGGUUUAUGGUAGAAUCUGAACAUCAUCUCAGGUCUCAGAUUCUAAUCUGGACUCUGCCGUAUUCUUUUGAUGCACCCCCAGCAUUGUUUGCAAGUACCACAAGGUAGGGAGGCAGUGUUCCAGCGAAAAAGCUGCAGAGUCUAGCCUGUCUUCAGGAUGGCAAAGGGGACAGAGGGAGGGGAGGGCUGUCUGUGCUGGGAGAGCCAGGCAGUCAGCAGGACCACUGAGACGGCCUCUUCCGUGAAGUCCACCUUCCUGGUGUGAGUGGCAGACAGGACGGCACCUCAGUGUUGCUUCCAGGCCACCCGCCCAAGUCUGCAGGGUCGCGGGCCAGCUUUGGCAGUGCUGUGUUCACCAGGCUCUCCCUGCUUGCUCUCUGGGGUUCUCCAGCCGCCCUGGACAACAGAAAGCAGAACAAACUACCCCACCACCACCGAGCCCUCCUCCUGCUCUUGCAGCGCCUGUUUACACAAAAGCUGCCCUGCACACCCACUUCUUCCCAAGCCAGCUGAGGGCACCCACCCCACGGUACCUGGUGCCCCAGCCUGGGGCUCUUCUCAGGCACUGGUGUCUUUCUCCCUCAGCCCUGUCAGACUGCAAGAGAAGAAACUGCCCCUGGGCUGGCAGUGGCCUCCCAGGGUCUUUGGAUCCAGAGACCCAGUUUUCACUUACACAGGUGUUUGAGGUGCUGCUCUCGUGGGGCUCCCCUAGUAAAGCAGCAUCUGGGCCAACAACCAGUGGAAUUACCCUAUAUCUGAACACAGAACAGGGUCCCUCUCCCCAGCUACAAGGAAAUUGCUUUCUUUCCAGGAAAUGUGUUUGAAUUAGAUUCACCUCCCAGUCACUUCCAGUCACCCACCCCAAGGGCUCCUGGCUGAUGGAUGAAUUGCAUGCACCCUUCCAGUCUCAUUGCGAAUUCUAUUUCCUUUUAGCUUCUCCACAAUGAGCAGAAGCUGAUGAAUCCCAGCUGAGUUCACCUCUCUAUUUGCCCCAAAUUGCUGGCUCCUCUUCCCUUAUUUUUCUCCCUUUGAUUCCACCCACUUUUACCCUUCUUAGGUUGAACAUACAAACAUACUUACAUCCAGUAUUGUAUCUUAAUGUUACAAUUAUUACUUACAUGUAGUUUUUAUAGCUUAGAAAACACUUCACAUCCAUGAUCUCAGUUUGGGCUUGAAAGCCUUUAUCCCAGGAGAAAGGAAUCCACUUCAGCUUUCCCAUGACAUGCUGGCUUUCUAGUGAGUACAGAUGGCCUGGAUCAUUAGACACAGUCAGAAAUGUAGGCGUCAGUGUGUGUAGACGCCCUGAGACUUAUGAGGGGCCAAGCUGAAGACUGUUGACGAUCCCUGGUGGGUAAAUUGCAGGCAUUGAAUGCUAAGGGUUGGCAAAGGGUGAUGUUUAGCUUAUCUAUUAUAUAUAUAUAUAAUUUCUCAUACAGUUUUUAAAGUAGUUGUUUUGGAUUGAGUUAUGUAGCACAUUUUAAUUCUCCUCCCCCUCCUCUCCCUCCUCCUUUCACUGUAUUUGAGUUUUUCCAAGGAUGUAUGUGGGUACAUAUAUUGAGAAGUUGACCCAGGCUUAAAUUUGAUGAGGUAUGACAUUAGUAAGUUGUUAACCAAAGGUAUAUCUGGGUCUGUUCGAAUCUUGAUAGCUGAUUCAGGUCUUUGUUGUCAGUGGCGCGCUCCCUGAGCUUUACAUAGAAAUCCUUUGAACUUGCUUUUAGAAUGUGUAGAACCCAAUAGGAUAGUGAAGAAAGUAGAUCACAGUUUUUGAGCCCUUACCACACACCAGGCAUUAUCAUGAAGUGAUAACUUUAAUCUCUGUAACAAUCUUAUAAUGAGAGAUUCUUGUCCUCAUUUUACAAAUGACAGUGAGGCUCAAAGAAGGGUCUUUGCCUUCAGAAGAACCCUGCGGAAGCACUGUUGUCUGUCUCUGGGGCUAUCACUCUCUCCAGAAACAGAGACCACAGUGACACUGACCUAGUGUUUAGCACAUGCCGAGCACUGUGUGGAGGGUACCUAUUCCUACCUUGGAACACUGCCCUGUGGGCCUCCAUUGGGGCAUAGUCUUAGAAAAGGGAGAUGUAGGAAAUUGUACUAUAUAGCUGGGUGUCUUGGGUUCCCGCCCUGAAGUGCUCCAUAAGCAAAUUUCCCUCUCCCCCAAGGCCUUGCCAUGAAAACACCUCCAAACACAAGUUUUUGUCUAGGAACAGAAUUGACUCGUGCAUCUUCCUAAAGAGGAGCUUGCCAUUUAGUGAAAUCUGCAAAGGCUAGCUGUCGUGAGCAUACAGCUUCAGUGACCUGUUCUCUAGUCCGGACUCGGUCUCCAGCUAGUAUCAACUACUAGGGGCUCAGUUAUCAAAACACCAAAACCUGAUGUCUGACAGAGCAGAUGCAGGCUCAUUCCAGCAGUUUGUAGAUAUAGUGCUCACAUUCAACUCCACGCUGCAAGUCUUUGGACUCAGCAUUAAUUUGUAAGCUCCUUGAGAAGAAGAAUAACCCCAGAGAUUUUUGGAUUCAGAAUAAAGACCUUUUCUUUUGAUUUACUUAUAGAAUAUCUCCAUCUUUCUUCAGGUCCUGAGCCCUGUGCACAUUUGCUUGUGGACUUGUUCUUCCUAUCAAAUGAUCAGAGAACAACAUUCUAUUUAUUUGCAUAGCUGUCAAUUAGAUUUACUCUGAAGGGGGGAAGUGGUACAAUCUGCCAUGUUCCCACACUAUGAGCUAGUCUUCCUCAAGUCCAGCAUGGGACUUGACACAUAGUAGGCAAUAACAUAUAGGUGCCAAAUGAAUUAGUGGAAGGAAAAGUAAGUCACUCCUUUGAUUAGAGGUGUUACCUGGGCAUCUCAGUACAGGCCACAGAUGGAAUGCAAGCUAAAGACGCCCCAGACAGGCUUGUUUCCCCGCCUUAGAGCUGUAUUCUUCCAUUUGGGGAGUUUUAGAACCAACACCACUCAAAGACAGCUUGGAAGUGCUGAUUUGAAUCCAGAACAAGUCACUUUCAUGCCUUAAAAGGCACCAAAUUCUGCAUUUUUUAAUUUUUAAUUGCUUACUGUUUUUAAUUAUACUUGCUUAAUACACAUUAAUGUAUACAAAUUAUAAUAAAUAUUAA